AAAUGUAAGUAUAUAUAUAGACUGAGAAAGCGCCCUCCUUUAUUUUAGCUCCUUAUUCUCAUUCUCCCUUUAUUAUCUCCUCUUUUUAUAGAGUUGAUGUGAUUCUCUCUCCGCUAUACACCUCCAAAACCAAUUAACCUUUAUAAAAAAGAGAAAGAUCAUCAAGAACAAUGGGUUUUUCUUCAAUUCCAGCUUAUCUUGAUCCAGCCAACUGGCAGCAGCAUCAGAAUAGUCAAAUUUUUGGUAGUAGCAGCACAUACCCUUUGCUGUCACAGCCGCCGCCAUCGCCUCCAUCUUCAGCUCAGCCUCAUGCUGGUGGUGGCACAGGUUCGAUCCGUCCGCGAUCGAUGGCGGAGAGAGCCCGGUUGGCCAACAUACCAAUGCCGGAGGCUGCCCUUAAAUGCCCUAGAUGUCAAUCGGCAAAUACAAAAUUUUGCUAUUUCAACAAUUAUAGUCUUACUCAGCCUCGACACUUUUGUAAGACCUGUAGAAGGUACUGGACUAGAGGUGGCGCUCUGAGAAGUGUUCCGGUGGGAGGUGGCUGCCGGAGAAACAAAAGAAGUAAAUCUACGAGUUCAAAGUCUCCGGCGCGGCCCAAUAACGACAGGCAAACCACCUCUAACUCCACCAGUACCGGUAUCGGUACCGUUUCAUCCAACAGUACCGGACCGGCAAGUAUUUUAGGCCUGAACCCUCAAUUUCCACCUCUACUCUUCAUGUCUCCUUUAGGUCAACUUACCGACGACUAUACUACUGGUGAUAUAAGCUUAAAUUACAGUGGAAUUUCAGCUCCAAUUAGCGAGAUGAAUUUUCAGAUGGGAAGUAAUUAUCUUGGCGGUGGAAGUUGUAGUGGAGGUGGCGGCAUUGGUGGUGGAUCUGGAAUAGCUUCCCUUUUAUCAAAUGCUGGCAUUGAGCAGUGGAGGUUUCAUCAGCAAUAUCCUUUCUUGGGUAGUAUGGAUCCAUCUCUGGCGGCGCUUUACCAUUUCGAAGGCGGAGAUGAGCAAUCUAGAUUCGCCGGUGAAACCAGCCAGGGGGCACAGCCUAAACUUUCAAGCUCAAUGCUAAAUCAGAACACUACAUCAGUGAAAAUGGAAGAAAAUUCCUCGAAGUUGAAUUUGCCAAGUCAAUCAAUAGGAAUGCCAGGAAAUGAUCAAUGGAGUACUGGUGAAGCUUCUUGGACUGAUCUUUCAUGUUUCAGUUCUUCCACAAACAAUCCCUUAUAAAUAAUAUUUAUCGGCUUUGGCUCUACUGAACGCUAUCGCAUAACUUCAGUUAAGUUAUCAUCAACUGAGCGCUCUUAAAUUUUAUGUGUAAGUUAAGCUUCAUAUAAAGACACUGUGACUAAAACCUAAGCCAAAAUGAGAACUUUCAGAAAUGGACAAACUAAAGGCUAAGGGUUCCUACUUCCUAAUCAAGAUCUGCUGAAAACCCUAGAAUUAAUUAAUAGGAGUAAAUAUAUUUUUUUCUUUAUUUAUUUUGAUUAGUAGCAUUACCCUGCAGUACUGCUUUGAGAAUAUAUGUGUAAACUAGAGUGAGUGUGUUGAGUUCCUUUAGCUUUAUGUUGCUAAUUUCAGGUCUAAUAUUAAU
Olea europaea var. sylvestris is the source of this 1587-nucleotide messenger RNA. RefSeq names its product dof zinc finger protein DOF2.4-like. NCBI's taxonomy places the organism in Eukaryota, Viridiplantae, Streptophyta, Magnoliopsida, Lamiales, Oleaceae. The transcript has 2 exons. Gene Ontology annotation, molecular function: DNA-binding transcription factor activity; DNA binding. Bases 171 to 1223 code for a protein of 350 amino acids. The record is from RefSeq and is a predicted model, not a curated record. Gene Ontology annotation, biological process: regulation of DNA-templated transcription.